Quercus lobata is the source of this 906-nucleotide messenger RNA. RefSeq lists its product as uncharacterized. Lineage: Eukaryota; Viridiplantae; Streptophyta; Magnoliopsida; Fagales; Fagaceae. The record is from RefSeq and is a predicted model, not a curated record. The transcript has a single exon. The coding region runs from base 1 to 906 and encodes 301 amino acids.
AUGCAACGAGAGAUAAAUGACCUGAAAAGAAAGUUGCGCCGUGCACGGCAAAAGCGAUCUCCCUUCAGCUCAGAUGCAUCCUCUAAUGAGGAGGAAGACGUAAGUUACAGACGGAGGUCGAGAACUCCCUUAAGUGAAACUUUUUCUUACGAGAAGGAGUUGCGCCCUACACAGAGGUAUGAGAGCCCAUCUAGCAAGGGUUUGGGCAAUGAUGCCAUGAACAAGGCAUUGGAUCAGAUCUCCAAAUCACCCUUCGUGCACAGGAUUGAAGGGGCUAAAUUACCCCGACAUUUCAAUCAACCAAUGUUUACCAUCUACAACGGCCGAGCAGACCCAGUGGAGCACGUGAGUCAGUUUAACCAGAGAAUGACCAUCUACUCCCAAAAUGAGGCUCUGAUGUGCAAAGUUUUCCCGUCCAACUUGGGGCCAGUGGCGAUGAGAUGGUUCAACAACUUGAAAACAAAUUCCAUAGGCUCCUAUAAGCAGCUCACCCAAGCUUUUUGCUCUCGCUUUAUUACAAAUAGCAGAGUCCCUCAACCCCUAAGUUCAUUAUUGUCCUUAUCCAUGCACGAGGGAGAGACCCUAAAGGAGUAUUCGGAUAAGUAUUGGGAGAUGUACAACGAGUUGGAUGAAAACUACGAUGAUGUCGCCAUUAGCACAUUCAAAAGUGGUCUCCCCAUCGAGCAUGACUUAAGGAAAUCUCUAACUGGUAAAUCUGUUGCCAACGUUCAUCAGUUAAUGGAUAGGAUUGACAAGUACAAAAGGGUGAAAGAAGACCAACUACAAGGAAAAGGAAAGGAGAAGAUCGUUCCCCUCAGAGGGAAUGAUUACAGGUCGGAACGAUACAACCAUAACCAGCCGAGAAGAGACGAGACAGGCUGGACAAACCAACGUGCAAAUGGUUAA